Humulus lupulus (European hop) is the source of this 513-nucleotide messenger RNA. Its product is annotated as predicted GPI-anchored protein 58. The transcript has 2 exons. The coding region runs from base 1 to 513 and encodes 170 amino acids. The record is from RefSeq and is a predicted model, not a curated record. NCBI's taxonomy places the organism in Eukaryota, Viridiplantae, Streptophyta, Magnoliopsida, Rosales, Cannabaceae.
AUGGGUAGAGUCGAAUCCGUUGCCCAGAAAAAGAAAACAUCAAAACCUUCCGAAAAUCACCCUGCUUCUCGGGCUGAAAUUCCUUCGACCAGUGGUAGAGUUGAAACCAUUGAUCCUGAAAUCCAAACACAGGCCCAUCUUCGCAAUGCCAUUCGACCAGACGUCAAAUGGUACCUUGCUCCCCCUAGCACAAUCACUGCUAGGAUGAUAAGCAUGCCAUCCGAAGAGAUGUUCGACAUGUAUAGUGCACCUGAUGCUCCUGCGAGCAAGAAGAAGGCAAGUAGGCAGCAUCGUGACGAAUGCAGCAAAGAGCCUCUGGCCAAGAAAACCCACACUGAGGAACCUCCAGCAGCUGGUCCUUCAAAAACUACAGCACCACCUCCUUCUCCCCUCGAGCAGCAAACUCGGCCUGCACCUCUCGAGUCGACCCCUUCCCCACCGGCUCCUGUCGAUCAGACACAGCCAGCAGCUCCUGUCCAAACAGGGGAUGACAUAUCGAGCCACACUCUAUGA